Messenger RNA from Momordica charantia (bitter melon), 1100 nucleotides. The record is from RefSeq and is a predicted model, not a curated record. NCBI's taxonomy places the organism in Eukaryota, Viridiplantae, Streptophyta, Magnoliopsida, Cucurbitales, Cucurbitaceae.
AGGGAUCAAAAUCUGCAGAUGCACCGGCGGCGCCACAAGGUGCCGUGGAAGCUGCUGAAGCGAUCAGAGGCGGCGGCGGCGGUGCGGAAAAGGGUGUUUGUUUGCCCGGAGCCGAGCUGCUUACACCACAACCCUACUCAUGCGUUGGGGGAUUUGGUGGGAAUUAAGAAGCACUUUAGGAGAAAGCACAGCAACCAUAAGCAGUGGGUUUGUGAAAAAUGCUCCAAAGGCUACGCUGUUCAGUCUGAUUAUAAGGCACAUCUCAAAACCUGUGGAACCAGAGGCCAUUCUUGUGACUGUGGUCGAGUUUUCUCCAGGGUGGAGAGUUUCAUAGAACACCAAGAUGCUUGCAAAUUGGGACAUGGGCAACAAUCAGAAGUACUUCCAUGUUUGCAGCCACCAGCUUGCUUAUCAAGAACAGCUUCUAGUCCCACUCCGAGCCCUUCUUCUGACACAAACUUCACAUUCUUAAACCAAAACCAAAACCAAAACAAAAACCACAAUCUUUCUACAACCCAUCACCAAAAUUUGGACCUUCAACUUUCCACCACCACCACUUCAACUUCCAACAUUCAUCUCUCUCUUUCUCCAAAGCAACACCAAAACAAUAGCAACACCGACUUCUCCACCCAUUUGCAGCUCUCCAUUGGGUCUUCCACUAAUUACACCACUGACAAAAUUAGCAAUAAUAAUAAUUGUAAUGACCAAUAUAAUACGAGUGGUGAUGAGAAAAUUAUGAGCACUUCUUUGGCCUUGUUGAGGCUGAAAAAGGAGGCUGGGGAGCAGCUGAGAGAGGCAAUGAAGGAGAAGGCUGUGGCAGAAGAAGGGAGAAGAGAAGCAAAGAGGCAGAUUGAGUUGGCUGAGAAGGAGUUGGCCAAUGCCAAGAGAAUGAGGCAACAGGCUCAAGCUGAGCUACAAAGGGCCCUUGCUUUGAAAGAACAUGCCAUCAAGAAAAUCAACUCCACUAUUCUCCAAAUCACUUGCCAAGUUUGUAGGCAGCAUUUUCAUUUGCCAAAGAUUUGAAUUAUAAUGUAUAAUUCUCAUUUUAAUGAGACAAAUAAUUACCAUUUUGUAUACAUGAAAAAUCUCUUCUUCUUGUA